AUGUCCGAUAAUCGUUUCAGCAGCUCCGAAAAGAAUAGCGAGUCGAAAUUUACGGAUGCUGAGCGUCAAGAUCGAGAAGUUGACGAGCUCUACCAAAUGUUCCAAGAAAAGAUAAAGAACGAAGAAAACGGGCUUCUCCCUUUGGCGACUUUUAAGGAAGACGAGAUUCACUUUGAUGAGCAGAUUGCAAGAGAAACUUACGCGAAUCGAGUUUAUCAUGGAAAAAAGAUCAGUCUUGUGACGGUCAUGGGUCCAUCAAGGAUGGGCAAGAGUUUCUUGAUGUCAUUUUUGACUGGUGGAAUGAAAGGAAACAAAAUUAGUGGUGCUUUUCAAAGCGGCUACGAGCGGUACACAGAGGGAAUUCUGAUCUUCAGGAAUCCGAUGAUCUCGAAUGAUGGAACACACGUGAUUUUCUUUCUGGACACUCAGGGGACUUUCGAUUUGCAAACGGCGAGGAAUAUCUCGGCGUGGAUCGCUGGGUUUAGUCUACUCAUCUCUGAUGUUCAGAUUGUUAAUCUUCGAGGAAAUAUCGGCGGCGAUGAUCUUCACGAUUUGAAUUUAUUUGUUGAAACAGCCGCUGCUUUUAAAGAAGGCUUAGUGGCAAAGAGUCUAAUUUUCGUGAUUCGCGAUGCGCCUGAUUGGAAAGAGAGCGAUUUUCUCGAGAAAUUAUGGAAACAAAAUGAGAAGUCGAAAGAAAUGAAAGAAAUCGCUGGGUCGUUGAAAAAUCGCUUUAAAAAUGGAAUCGAUUGCGUUUGCGUGGCGCCAGCUUCGGAUCGGAUUCGACGAGCUGAUCGAACGAUUGAGUUACAUGAUGAGGAUCAAGCACUGAUCCAGUGCCUUAAACGAGUUCAAGACUUGAUCUAUGAAAAGUGUCAGCUUGAGAGCAAAGCUCAACUACAAGCUCCGAUCGAACUAGCCAAAAAAAUCACGGCUUAUCUCCGAGACGAAGCGCCGGAGCUGAGACCAACUGUUCAGGUAAUCCAAGAAGCCACCGUAAUCCAAGCAGUGAACAAAGCAUUUGAUGCCUUUGUGAAAGCAAUCAAGACUUCGACUCCAGAAACUUUGUCAAUGGCCGAAGCUUUAGCGAAGGCUGAAGUUCAUCAAAAAUUGGAAACCCUGUUGCUGAAAAAGGAAAAUCUCAUUGCUGAAGCUCACGCUUUGUUGAAUCCAAAGAUAGAGGAAAUGAUUCUGGAGAAGAAAAACGAGUUCGCUCAACUGAAAAAGGAGAAAGACGAGUUGAAAGCGGCUGAGAAGUCUGCACAAGAAUUUAGAAUGAAAAUUCACAAGAUUUCAACUCUAAAAGAGGCUUUGGAGUGGGAAAGGAAUUCAAUUAUUGAGAAAAACGAUAGCUUUACGAUUCCAUCAACGAUCAUUCAUUCAAUGAAGGAAGCGCUGAGCACUAAAAUUAUCACCCUUAAAUCGCAAUUCAUUCAAACUCGACUCAAUGAGCUGAACAAUGAACUCCGAGUUUACUUGCUCACGACCAACUUUGGCAAUGUUCCAGAAGAAGAUCAGAUCAAAAUUCACAUUAAAAAAAUGAUUGAAUCUUUCAAAAUCGAGUGCUUUGAAAAUGCUAUCGAAAGUGCAGAGUUUAACACAAUCAAAGAAGUGAUUCAAAGCACUUUAGAGAAAACGGGUUUCACUUGCCGAAACAUGCUUGUCUUAAAGAAGAUCGCAGAGAUCAAAAAAGCCGAGCUCGAAGCUGAAGUGGCUGCCGAGAUCCAGAUUCACGGAGUGCUUCAUUGCCAAUCAACUUUCCACGCCCAGACUCAUCAGAAUACGAUGAAAUCUGCGACACAGAGAUCGACCGAUAUGUCUCGAAAACGC
Messenger RNA from Mesorhabditis belari, 1827 nucleotides. Lineage: Eukaryota; Metazoa; Nematoda; Chromadorea; Rhabditida; Rhabditidae. The record is from the annotation of a GenBank genome assembly.